Conger conger (European conger) is the source of this 6118-nucleotide messenger RNA. RefSeq names its product zinc finger and BTB domain-containing protein 7C. Lineage: Eukaryota; Metazoa; Chordata; Actinopteri; Anguilliformes; Congridae. Gene Ontology annotation, biological process: regulation of transcription by RNA polymerase II. Gene Ontology annotation, molecular function: protein binding; RNA polymerase II cis-regulatory region sequence-specific DNA binding; DNA-binding transcription factor activity, RNA polymerase II-specific. The coding region runs from base 400 to 2235 and encodes 611 amino acids. The record is from RefSeq and is a predicted model, not a curated record. The transcript has 4 exons.
UGGAAGGGAUUGUCUUCCUCUCACGAAUCGGCGACACACCUCCAGCACAAAAAUCAGGCUCUCCUGCCUCUCUCUCGUUCACACUCUCUCUCUCUCUCGCCUGAAAGGAUACGGCUCUUCGUCCCGACAGGGCCGCGGAGACACGGGGACGGAGCCUCAGCGAUCGUCAGCACCAGUAUUCCUCAGCCUGUUUCUGGAGAGGAGCACUGCCUGUGCUUCCUGCAACUUACCCCUUUCUCCUGGUACUACUGGAUAUUUCCUGCUCCUGACGAAAGGCGGCCGUGAAUGGAAACUCGGCUUCUCCUCGGCAUGAAGAGGCAAUGAGAAAGGUCACUGCCAACCACCUUUUAGACCUUUGGAUAAAUCGCGAGGGGGGAGACAAGAGCGUUUGGUGAGAGGAUGGCCAGCAGGGAGGAGCUGAUCGGGAUCCCCUUCCCAAACCACAGCAGCGAUGUUCUCUGCAGUCUGAACGAGCAGAGAAGGGACGGUCUGCUGUGCGACGUGGUGCUCAUCGUCCGAGACCAAGAGUACCGCACGCACCGCUCCGUCCUGGCCGCCUGCAGCCAGUACUUCAAGAAGCUCUUCACGGUGGGAAUGGACUGCGAUCAGCACAGCGUCUACGAGAUCGACUUUGUCGCCCCGGAGUCUCUGACCGCCAUUCUGGAGUUCGCCUACACCUCCACGCUGACCGUCACCACUUCCAACGUUAAAGAGAUCCUCGGUGCCGCCCAGAUGCUUGAGAUCCCGUGCAUCAUCGACGUGUGCCUGGAGAUCAUGGACACGGGGGGAGGAAGAGGCGAAGACGAGGAGGAGGAGGAGGAGGAGGAUGACGACGACGACGAUGCUGAAGAGGAAGGAGAGGAAUCGAGAGAGGAGGACCCUGAAGAGGAGGCCAGCGAGAAGUUGACGUGGGCUUCUGAGAAUCAAGACCAGAUGGUUGAUGACAGUGUGGACUGCACUCCGAGCACCUCCCAGCAGGAAGACCGGUCGGACAUCCUGAGAAACUACCAUGUCAAUGAGAAGACCACAGACUCCGAAGGCCUGGAGAGCCGAACCCUGAAGGACUUUUCCAUCGAAUCGUUGUUGCAGGAAGGCCUGUACCCCAAGAUGUCCGCCGCUGACAGAAUGUCAAACUUUUCCCCACUUCUCCCCGGCUUCUUCCCUCCCCUGUGGGGGGAGUUUCCCGGUUUCCCUCAAAUGCUGGACCCAAACCCCAGUCCUCACCUGUACCACCAAGAGCUCCACAACAGGCCGCUGGACUUAGCCGUAAAGAAAGAGGUGAUCAAGGAAGAGCUGAAGGAGGAGAUCCACCCCAGUCUCUUCCGCAGCGACUUCCUGAAGGACUUCAUGGGCGCAGGCCUCGGUUUGGGGGCCGAGGGCCAUUUCGGGGCCGUCAAGGAUGAGACGGACUUCCGGUCCUACCUGAGCAUCCUCAGCGCGUCGCAUCUGGGUUCCCUCUUUCCGCCCUGGCAGCUGGAGGAGGAGCGGAAGAUGAAGCCCAAGGCCUCGCAGCAGUGUCCCAUCUGCAACAAGGUGAUCCAGGGCGCGGGCAAGCUGCCCCGGCACAUGAGAACGCACACGGGAGAGAAGCCCUACAUGUGCAACAUCUGCGAGGUUCGCUUCACCAGGCAAGACAAGCUGAAGAUCCACAUGCGUAAGCACACCGGGGAGCGCCCUUACAUCUGCCUCCACUGCAACUCGAAGUUCGUGCACAACUACGACCUGAAGAACCACCUACGCAUCCACACCGGCGUGCGGCCUUACCAGUGCGAGCACUGCUACAAGAGCUUCACGCGCUCCGACCACCUGCACCGCCACAUCAAGCGGCAGAGCUGCCGGGCGUCACGUCCGCGCCGCGGCCGCAAGCCGGCGGCCUGGCGCGCCGCGAACCUGCUCUACCCGCCCGCCGCCCACCGCGAGGACACGGGCGACCCCGCGGGGGGCAGGCUCCCUCCGGCCGCCCGCGCGGGCACAAACCCCGGCUUCAUGGACAGGCAGCACCUGGGCGGGAGGAACUUGAGCUUCGAGGACUUGGACAGCAACAGCAGGGAGAGCGUGGAGGCCCGGCAGUCGGACCGCAGCCACGCGGAGGAGGCGGAGAGGAAGAGGGGGGUGUUCACCUUCGCCCUGGCGCACGAGGACAUGCUCUCCCAUCGGCCGUUCUACUCCGCGACCUCUGACCCCUGGGCUCUGAGGCUGGGACACAUCCCACCCAUUCCAGAGGCAACAAGCUAAGGCUUUUUUUUUUUUUUUUUUUUUUUUUAUAGAUGUUUGCAAUAAAUGCCUCCAGGAAGUUUCACACUUGAGAUAAGGGGACUUAUUCUUACAUCAUGAACUGCACCUUAUAUGCACCUGUUUUUUUAAAGGACUGACUGGGUAAGAACUCAAAUUAACUGGUAAAUAUCUUGAUAUUUUUGUAAUUCAUAAAUUACCACCUUAAAUGAUUAAUCUGAUAUUUACCAACUUCUGUACAUUUUUCUUUUGUAAAAAAACAAAACAAAGUUUAGUCAUAAAAUCAUUCCGAAUGUUUCCUUCACUUCACUUGACUGGAGGCAUUUCCCGCUGAUUUCAUAUGAAAUUGUAUUAAAUGGAACACACUGUCCAGGGACCGAAACAAAAUAAACGGACAGGAUGAGAUUCGGUCUUAAACCUGAAGUCAGACUGUGUGCUUAUGCGUGUAUACACAGUACUUUGCAGAAGACAGUGGAUCCAAAUGAUCUCCUUUCUUAUUCAUUUUUGAGAUUCAUGGGUGAGAUUAAGAACUUCAUCACCACGCCACUGACAAACUCAUACCAAUCACAUUGCUGUCUGAUUAUUAUAAACAUUUGUGGUUCGAUCGACGAGAAAUGAUUACAUAUUCUAAGAUUCACAUUAACUAUGAAUAGCUCACUAGCCACUUGACUUGGUUAUACAAUUCUAAUGACAUUAUUGUACAAUAAAUUAAGUUGGAAUGAAAGAACAAGUAACAUUACCAUUUACAUUUUGAAAUACCUUCUGAAAAAUACUAGUGUCGCUUAUUGAUGAAAAAAAUUGUGUAUGAAAAAGUAUGAACGAUCACUCAGGACACUUUAAUUCAAAUCAUGGCUUAUUUGCCAUUUUUCAACCUAAUCUAGAAUCUAAAUUCGGUGUGACAAUAUUACUUGUUCUGUUAUUCUUGCAUAUGAUUACUUGUUAGUUUUGCCAAUUGAUUAUACUCAUUAACCCCCAUGAAACGCAUAAUGAAAACCAUCUAUGUGAAAUCAGCUAAGUAUCAAUGUAUAACAGGUAUGCUGUUAUUUGCCCUACAACUCUUAUAUUUCCAAAACAAUUCAAUGAAAGUAUGUCCUAGGUGACUAUCUUUGCUCAGUACAAAAGCUCAGGAAGACUUUCACAGCAAAGCUUUAAUUUCACACAUCUUAUUUUUGGUGUAAUAUUCAUCUGGAAAUACUUUCUAAUGCAAAACAUUAAAAAGGUCUGGCAGCUAUGGCUUAAGAUUGGUGCUGGUAAUUCUCUUUAUAUGAUGCAUAAAUAUGGACUUUUGACCUGUUUUUGCAGAGCUACAAAUGAAAAAUGAGAAGCCAUUUAAUGCAAAAUGAGAAAAAAAUAAAAAAAUAAAACUGAAGUCUAGCUUCUGAAUCAGGCCUAAAACAAAGAGGACAUGAGCUAACAUUGUGUGUCAGCAAUGUUGCACAAUGGUGAGAAUGGGCUGAACUGCAUGUUGUGAAGAAAAUAUAUAAUAAACAUUUAUUUUGCUAUUUGAACUUGCUGAAUGUUACUCACACCUCAUCUGUUAACUUGUUAGUAAGGUUAUAUUAAUAUUGGAUUUAGGCCAGGCCACAACAAAAAUUGUUAUGUAACUUCUCUAAAUUUGACAGCCAGCUUCCCAAAUUCAAAUAUUAUGGCUUAAAGUGAAUAUUGGCCUCAGUUCAAUGUCUCCUACUGCCCCCUACUGGUCAACCACCAUUGGGCUUUUUGAGGAUUUCUCCUACUCUAGACUGUAUCAAUAAUGUCGCUGCAUAAAAAUAACAAGAGGGUAUGAACUUCCCUUUCCUCCUCCUGACAUAUUUCAUAUUUAGAAAUGUGUGAAUAUGUACAUACACUCUUGUCAGUGCCACAGUAAAAGUCCCAUUCAGCAGACACAUAAUGGCACAGUUUACUUGAAAAUUCAUGCAUAAGAUGUUAUCAAUGUUAUGCUGUAAUAGAAAAUCAGCAUCAAUGCUAUUAUGCUGCCAUAUGUGGAAGAUGUACAGUUGUGACAAAAAAUGCAAAAAACUAUGUUUUGAGUGACAUCGGGCUAGCCAGUUUGAUAUCAUAUAUGAUAUGAGCCAGCUGCGUAGAUGUAUUUUAUAUUGAAAAGGGUCUGGGCAUUUUCUAAGUGAAUUCAUAAUUAAAUGCAUAAUAAUUCAGAUUAAUGUGUUGCCUGAUACAGUAUAUAAAUAUAAUUAUAAACAUAACAAUUUAACCCACAGUUUUCUAUGGUUAUUUCAGCUUCAGACAAGUCUAGCUUGCAAAAGUGUAAAUAUAAUAUGUACAGAAAAAUGUUUUUAACCAUGGUAAUUUCAGCCAGCUUCAAUGUGUACUGUGGUUUGGUCUCUUUUUUUAUAAAUGGGAAUUAUCCAAAGAUGUGGAAAUUCACAAACUUGAAGCAGUGUUGUGGUAUGUUUUCAGUCUCUUUGAGAAGCAUACAUUCCUAAAAAAUUUUGUACAUAUGAAAAUUUUAACUGCGAUUGCUACUCUCGGUGUGUAACUGUUUGCCUUAGUAAAUCAAAGGGGCACUGUGCACUCUUCCGUUAUUUACAGUUCUUUAAAAAAAGAAAUAUAGUGAAAUUCAUGUUGGUUUGAAUUGAGAUGGAAAAUAUUUUCUAUUUAUGCAUAUUUAAAUUUGCCUUGGCUAUAUUUUGUUAAGAUGUUUUAUAAAGACACUAAAAUAUAUUUCCUCUGGGGCUGGGUCCUGUUCCAAGAUGUGCAGUCCAUGGGAGCAUGUUGUUUUUAUAUGUGUUUGGUACGAACUGGACGAUUCUUAUUUCAAAUUAAGAAUAUCUUUCCAAACUAAGGGCAUUCAACUAGUAAUUGUGUUUACAGAUUAAUAGAUUUUCCCUGAGGUGUUACUCGAGUAAGUAUACCCAUUCUCAUGGCUUGGGUCAAAUAUACUGUCUAACCUCCAGACAAGAUAGAAAAGUUUUAAGUAUCUACACUCAGUGAUCAUUUUAUUAGGCAGACCCGUACACCAGACUAUUAAUGCAAAUAUUUAAUCAGUAAAUAAUGUGGCAGCAAUUCGUGGUCAAGAGGUUCAGCCGUUUUUUGGACCAAAUGUCAGAAUGGGGAAGAAAUAUGAUCAAAGGAAUGAUUGUUGGUGCCAGACAGGGUGGACUGAGUAUCUCAGAAACUGCUGUCUGUUGAGUUUUCAGAGAAUCGUGCAAAAAAAAAAAAAGAAAAGAAAAACACCCAGUGAGUAGCAGUCCUGUGGGCAAAAAAUGAGAGAGGUCAGAGGGGAAUGGUCAGACUGGUCAAAGUUGAGUCACAGGAAAAUAACCACGCAUUACAACAGUGGUAUACAGAAGAGCUCUCUGAACACACAACGCAUCAAACCUCUUAGUAGACGGGCUACAGCAGCAGACUUAUUUGACCAAUAAGUACUCUAAUAAAUACCUAAUACAGUGCUCACUGAGUGUAUCUUGCAAUACAAUGAAACGUGACUUAGGUCAAACAUUAAACAUUAUAAAAUCUUAUAUUCACAAAAACAUUAAUUUGGUGUGUUGCAAGACAGUAUCUAUUUCUCUCUGGAUAACAUAAGACAUUUAAUCAAAUCUCUUCAAUGCACAGAUCAUUUCCAUGGAUUGCUCUUGCUUUUAAAAAAGAAAUAAUGUGCCCUGAAAUGUGGAACAAAGUGUAUUUGCACUAAUUACUUUUGAUGCUUAACUGUUACCUUUCCUUUAAAUUGCUGAAAAUUCCUUUAAAUGAAUUGAAUGAACAUAUUGAACUCGCGUUAUGCACUUUAUCAGUCUUAACAUGAGGCAGAGCUGCAGUUUGAAUUAGACUUCACGUAUGUACAAUGUGCCUGUGCUGCUUAAGCAGUGCAAUUACUAUAUUAAUUUUAAAAACUGUUCAAGAAAAUAAAAUGGCAUUUUUUCCAAUCAGA